Messenger RNA from Carassius auratus (goldfish), 554 nucleotides. RefSeq names its product cystatin-like protein. NCBI's taxonomy places the organism in Eukaryota, Metazoa, Chordata, Actinopteri, Cypriniformes, Cyprinidae. The coding region runs from base 55 to 465 and encodes 136 amino acids. The transcript has 4 exons. The record is from RefSeq and is a predicted model, not a curated record.
ACUGAUUCUGAAAAACAUCAGGCAAACAGCACAGCUCUUCAGUUACUGGUCAAGAUGAGAGGCGUACUGUUCCUGCUCAACGCUCUGAUCCUGCUGGAGUCAACAAAGGGAACGACAUAUGAUGACUUAGAUUUUCAUGCCAGAAAUAUUGUUGACAAGGCAAUAGAAAAGGCUAAUAGGGAUCAUGGAAAAGGCAAACACCUUGACUUUCACAUCAUUGCCAAUAGAAAUGAUAAUAUGGUCAAUGUGAUACUGAGACCCACCUCAUGUGACAAGAAAACACCGAGUGUCCACCGGAAAAAAUGUACACUACAAAAUAUUGCACCUCAGGUUUCCUGUAUUGACUGUAAAGGAACCAUGGAACGAUGUUUACUUCUCAGAAACACGGACGAGAUUCAAAAAAGGAUGAAGAAAUGUCCCCCGGGAGUGAUUCAUCUUACUGGGUCAGCAGAUUCACACUUUUAAAAAUCAGGAAAUACACACAACAAACUCAAUGUGUUGGAUGCGUCUGAGAUGUAAAAAGGAUCAAGGAAAAUUGCAACUGGCCAUUUAAA